Molecule: messenger RNA, 2480 nt
Organism: Ochotona princeps (American pika)
Lineage: Eukaryota; Metazoa; Chordata; Mammalia; Lagomorpha; Ochotonidae
Gene: CCNF
Product: cyclin F
Exons: 17
Coding region: 90-2423 (777 amino acids)
Biological process (GO): regulation of cyclin-dependent protein serine/threonine kinase activity; mitotic cell cycle phase transition
Cellular component (GO): centrosome; cytoplasm; nucleus
Molecular function (GO): cyclin-dependent protein serine/threonine kinase regulator activity; protein binding
Source: RefSeq, a predicted model, not a curated record
UCGGUGUGCGCCUGCGCGGGUGGCCGGCGCGCAGGGUCCGAGCGCGGGCGCUCGCCGGCGGGCUGGGCGGCUGCGGUGCGAGCGGAGCGAUGGGGAGCGGCGGCGUGAUCCACUGUCGAUGUGCCAAGUGCUUCUGCUACCCGACCAAGCGGAGGGUCAGGAGGCGAGCCCGGAGCCUCACCGUCUUGAGUCUGCCUGAAGAUGUACUCUUCCACAUCCUCAAGUGGCUUCCUGUUGGGGACAUCCUGGCCGUCAGAGCCGUGCACUCGCACUUGAGGGACCUGGUGGACAACCAUGCCAGUGUGUGGGCCUGCGCCAGCUUCCAGGAGCUGUGGCCUUCGCCAAAAAACCUGCAGCUCUUUGAGAGGGCCGCAGACAGGGGCAACUUUGAAGCUGCUGUGAAGCUGGGCAUAGCCUACCUCUACAAUGAAGGCUUGUCUGUGUCUGACGAGGCCCGUGCGGAAGUGAACGGCCUGAAGGCCUCUCGCUUCUUCAGCCUGGCUGAGCAACUCAAUGCAAGCGCAACACCCUUUGUCUGGCUCUUCAUCCGCCCACCAUGGUCGGUGUCUGGAAGCUGCUGCAAGGCUGUGGUUCAUGAAAGUCUCAGGGCAGAAUGCCAGCUGCCCAGGACUCGCCGGGCGUCCAUCCUGCACUGCGUGGGAAGAGUGCUGAGUCUGUUUGAGGAUGAAGAGAAGAAGAAGCAGGCCCGAGCACUUUUUGAAGAGUCUGCUCACCAGGGAUGCCUGGCCAGCUCGUACCUCCUCUGGGAAAGUGACAGGAUAGUGGACAUGUCAGAUCCCGGACGAUGCCUGCACAGCUUUCGGAAACUCAGGGACUAUGCCGCCAAGGGCUGCUGGGAAGCACAGUUGGCCUUAGCCAAAGCCUGCGCCAACGGGCAGCAGCUGGGGCUGGAUGCGAAGGCGUCCGCCGAGAUUGUGAGCCAGCUCUUUCAGGCAUCGCAGGCCGUCAGCAAGCAGCAGGUCUUUGCUGUGCAAAAGGGACUCAACGACACGAUGAGAUACAUUCUCAUCGACUGGCUAGUGGAGGUGGCCACCAUGAAGGACUUCACUAGUCUAUGCCUGCACCUGACGGUGGAGUGUGUGGACCGCUACCUGUGCAGGAGAGUGGUGCCACGGUACAGGCUACAGCUGCUGGGCAUCGCUUGCAUGGUCAUUUGCACCCGGUUCAUCAGUAAGGAGAUCCUGACGAUCCGGGAGGCCGUGUGGCUCACGGACAACACGUACAAGUACGAGGACCUGGUGCGCAUGAUGGGGGAGGUUGUCUCCACCCUGGAGGGCAAGAUUCGAAUCCCCACUGUGGUCGACUACAAAGAGGUCCUGCUGACACUGGUCCCUGUAGCACCGAGGACCCAACACCUGUGCAGCUUCCUUUGCGAGCUGUCCCUUCUGCACACCAGCCUGUCCACCUACGCCCCGGCUCACCUGGCUGCCGCGGCCCUGCUCCUGGCCAGGCUGACCCAUGGGCAGACACAGCCCUGGACCCCUCGGUUGUGGGACCUCACUGGAUUCUCCCACGAAGACCUCUUGCCCUGUGUUCUGAGCCUUCAUAAGAAAUGCUUCCAUGAUGACGCCCCCAAGGACUAUAGGCAGGUGUCCCUGACGGCCGUGAAGCAGCGGUUUGAAGACAAGCGCUAUGAGGAAAUCAGCCAGGAAGAGGUGCUGAGCUAUGGCCAGUUGUGUGCUGUACUGGGAGUGACGCAGGAAAGCCCGGAGCCUCCGUCCUUCCUCAACACAGGAGACAUCCACACCUUCCUCAGCUCCCCGUCUGGGAGGAGGACCAAGCGGAAGCGGGAGAACAGCCUGCAGGAGGACAGGGGCAGCUUUGUCACCACGCCAACGGCAGAGUUGUCCAGCCAGGAGGACACCCUGCUGGGCAGCUUCCUGGACUGGAGCCUGGACUGCUGCUCCGGCUACGAAGGCGACCAGGAGAGCGAGGGCGAGAAGGAGGGAGACGUGACAGCUCCCAGUGGUGUCUUCGAUGUCACGGUCGUGUAUCUGAACCCCGAGCAGCACUGCUGCCAGGAGUCCAGCGACGAGGAGGACUGUUCAAGCAGCAUGGACCGCCGGUCACCAGGACCUGAGCCUGCCAGCCACAGCAGGACCGUGCUGGGCAAGGACAUCACAACCUCAGGGUACUCCUCUGUCAGCAGUGCGAGUCCCUCUGGCUCAGUGGACGGUGGCUCAGGGGGCCCUCCCCACUCUACCUCAGUGCCAGCCACAGGCAGCACCUCCCACACACAGCCUUGCCACCAUCAGGCCAGGAAAUCGUGUCUGCAGUGUCGGCCCCUGAGCUCCCCAGACAGCAGUGUUCCCAGGCCACAGGUGAAGCGGAAGAACCUGUCAGCACACAGUGAGGCCAAGGAGGAGGAAGAGGAUGUGAACUUGAGCUUCCUGAAGCUGUGAAAUGCUAAUGUGUCUGUCGCCAUGCCUGUCUGCCGAGGGAGGCUGCCAAGAGCGGCA